Messenger RNA from Sphaeroforma arctica JP610, 165 nucleotides. RefSeq lists its product as hypothetical. The transcript has a single exon. The record is from RefSeq and is a predicted model, not a curated record. The annotation marks the transcript as partial. Lineage: Eukaryota; Ichthyosporea; Ichthyophonida.
AUGACUAGUAACACUGAGGAGAUGACAGUGGAAGAGCAACAAAUGCAACAGAUGCACGACCAGCGAAUGUACCAGAGACAACAGCAACAACAGCAAAUGGACCAGGAGGGUUCAUCAGAUCAGUACGCGCAUGACUUCUCCUCCCCCAAAAAUCAAUUCAGAAAG